AUAAUAUAACAAUAACAACAACAAUAUAUUAUUAUCCAAUAAUAAGAAUAUUUUACUCUAAACAUUUUGUUGGAUAUUUCAACUUUCACACCAAAAUCAUACAUUUAAAUCGGUUGGAAUUACGAGUAGCCCGUGAAAUGCUCAUAUGUCUGCGCGCGGAUGUAUCUAGCGCAUAGUGAUGUUCGAUACCACCGAUGUCCUUUCAGAUCCGAUACUGAGUAAAAUUCAGGCUGGUAUCAGCGAUACCGAUCCGAUACUUUGUACAAAUACGCCUAAUGUGUCUGGUAAAUAUACAAAAAAAGUAGAGUGUUUCAAAAAGAAUAUAAGACAUCAAAGUAAUUUAUUUAUUUGUUUUGAACUCCAAAGUCUAUUAUAGCAGAGGCCUUAUUCAGUAUAUAGUUGAGUUAAUACAAAAACAGAAUAGCAAAUGGAGGACACGAUCAUUGUUUGAAAUUAGGUUAUUAAAAACUGCUACUGCUGCUAAUGCUCUCCUCUUCUGUCUUCUCCUGUCUGCCUCAUAAUAAAUGCCUCGUAUUCUGGUUUGUGAUUUUAACCUGUGGUGUUUCACAAGGUUUAGUUAUUUUCCACCGUGUUCCUGUUAAUAAUAUACAUUACCUCGAAUGACAGACGUAUCAAAAGUAUCGACAUUUUGAAUUGAGAAUCGAGCAUAAAGACCUGGCAUCGGUAUUUCAGUAUCGAUCCGAUCCGCACAUCAAUAGCUCUGCUCAUAGAGUCUAUGGACCUACUAGACCUAAACUAUAUGUGUGUGUAGCCUAUGGGAGAGGGUACGCCGCUGAACCAGUCAAUGCGCUGAACAGAAACCCACUGUUAUGACUGCAGGUUCCGGGCCUAACCUCCACAUCCGUCAUGGAUUUCGUGCUGAGCGGCGUAGCGGCGUGCGGAGCGUGCCUGUUCACCAACCCGCUGGAGGUCGUCAAAACUCGGAUGCAGCUGCAAGGAGAGCUCCGGAGCAGGGGCUCCUACCAGGUUUAUUAUCGCAACGUGUUCCACGCUUUUUACACCAUCGGCAAAGUGGACGGACUAGCCGGCUUACAGAAAGGACUGGUCCCCGGACUAGUAUAUCAGUUUUUCAUGAAUGGAGUUAGGCUGGGCUCGUACGCCGUCAUUGAGUCCUCUGGAUACAUCCACACUAACGGAAGGGUCAGCGCUGCCAAAACCACUGUAGCAGGGGCCGUGGCCGGAGUAGUGGGAGCUGUCAUGGGAAGCCCUGUAUACCUGGUGAAGACUCAUCUGCAGAGUCAGGCUACCUCAUCUAUUGCUGUUGGGCAUCAGUAUAAACACCAGGGGAUGAUCCAUGCCCUUAAAGCCAUCUACAGGCAGCAUGGCAUUCUGGGUCUGUGGAGGGGCUCCAGUGCUGCUGUGCCGAGGGUCAGCGUGGGGUCAUCCGCUCAGCUCUCCACCUUCUCUUCCUCCAAAGAGCUUGUCAUUGACCUGCAGGUGUUCCCGAAGGACAGUUGGUUGGUGGCCCUGAGCGCAGGUAUGAUCAGCAGCGUGGUGGUAGUGCUGGCUAUGACCCCUUUUGAUGUGGUGAGCACACGACUCUACAACCAGCCUGUGGAUCAUCUGGGCAAGGGGCAGCUUUAUAAAGGAUUCAGCGACUGCUUUUCAAAGACACUGAAGAAGGAGGGCCUGUCUGGACUCUACAAAGGCCUGGGAGCGUCUUACUUUCGACUCGGUCCACACACCAUCUUGUCUUUGUUCUUCUGGGAUGAACUGCGGAAAUUGUACCAGCAGUACAGAUAACACCAGGGACAAAGGGAACAGGAAAAUGGGUAACUCAUUAAGUCUUGAGUGCACAGGUUAAUUGACUCUUCAUUUAAUGAGUUUACCAUUAUGAGGUGAAACACAAACCAGGGGAUACUGUCUUUUCUUCAUGGGAAAGAGCAAAUGUGACCUCUUACACUCCAAUAACAAAACCUAUGAACUGUCAGAAAUGUAGGUGAAAAAUAUCGAAACUGUCCACGGAUAUGAACAUACACUACGCUGUAUGUCUUUUUAGAUAAAUGCACCAUGAUUCUUUCAUAGCUUUUACACUCUUUAAUUAUGUCAUUCCAAAUCACAUAAAACAAAGUGCACCAUGUACAGUGUAAUAUCGCAUAUCAUGCUAUAUUUCCUGUAUAACAAGUCUUGACAAAGUCAAAGAGAACAUCUCAUCAGUCAGCCACAAAAUGUAUUCACACUUGGUUCUUUGUUUUAAGUUUUACUUGAGAUCCUUACAUCUUAGAUACCAAAUAGGUCAGGGUGGUUUAUGGUGAAGUGUAUAUGAAAUACUUCUUGAGUUUGAAUAUCUCAAAUGUAGUUGUAAGACAUUAUGGAACAGCGUUCCAACCUUAGAUGGAAAACAGUUUUUAAAGAGCUGAAAGGCACAUCCUUUCAUAAUGAAUGACAUGUUCCCCCUUAGAGCUAACAACAGAAGAAGAAAAACCUGAAAUUAGGACAAAGUAUGGAGCUCAUGUGCAAACGAAGCUAAGGCUUCUCCAUUGAAACUGCCAAAACAGGAUGUGAGAGCAAAUAUCGGUUUUGCAUGGUAUUUGCUUUGGUCAAACCUUGUUUCUGUAGAACAAUAAAAGGAGCCGAUACAUGUGUUACACAGGCAAGUGGCUUUCUGUGAUACAUUAAUGUAGCAUAACAAUGAAUCUAAUGUACUGUAAAGGUAAAUAUUAGAAUAUAAACACCACCACAUUCCUUAUGAUUUGUUGCACAAUGCUAUUGAUGUUUGAGCUACACUAUUGCAUUACAAUUUAAUUUUAAAACUGCCCUCAUUGUGUUUUAGGAGUAAUUAGGAUCCAUCAUUCUGAGCAGGGAGCUUACUGAAAGACAAUGUAAUAAAACUGAAAGCACGUUAUGUCCCUAGGAGCGUAGUUACUCAUUAAUAGGCAUGUUUAAAAGUGAGAGACAUCCUUCUGGGCAAAGUUUAUUUAUUAUAGCCAGUGGCUUUUUACAGAUUAUUGUGUCCUACAAAGAUUUGUUACAUUGAUACAGUUUGAAAAGCUAAAAUCAAUACAGCAUCGCAACAGAGACCGCACCAGUGUGUUUGUGAAGUGUGAAGCUCAGCAGUCCCAUUACCAUGAACUCAUAGCUGAUUAGCUGUGUUUUAAGGUGGCAACACAAUGUUUGUCAUGUCGUUGGGAAACCUAUUUAACUGAAGGAAGGUCACUCAUUUUACUUGCUCUUAUUUCAGUUAUGAAGUUUUGGUCUUCGUCUAGACAGAAUACAGCAAGGUUUGCCAAAUACGUAAUUGUGCUGAUGCUACUGUUCUGUAAACAUUGUGUAUGGUUCCUCUUAUAUAUAUCACUGAACACAUUCUUUAAACUUUAGGGUUAAAAUUCAUCUAAUUGGACAAGGUUACUGUAGGUUACAGUUAAAGCUCAUCUGACCCGAAAGGACAUUGUGCCAAAAUGAUGCCAUUAAGAGGGAACAAUUAAAUGAUUCUUGCCCUGUCAUGUUUCCCUCUACCUUUAAUUCAAAACUUUAAGCCUCAAAGUAAUUUAAGUUUCUUUUUUUUCUUUUUUUUAACCAAAGUUAUACAUUUAAAGAUCAUUCUUCUCUGAGGUGAAGGACCCAAUAUUAUCAUGUAGAUAUGAAUGAGAAGUGUGUACAGCAAUUAAUGCUUUUUGAAUAUAAAACUUUUAAGAAUGACCCCAAGCACAAAAGUUAGUGGUUCAUAUGAGUUAGGAGUUUAAGAAAUAGAAAUAUCUAUAGAGAGCGGUAAAUGAAGGAGGGAUACUAAUGUCAACUACAUGCUCAUUUUCACAUGUUUCCAUUGUUAAGUGUUAAUGAAUGUAAAAGGCUGCAACUUGGUCAGAAUGUAAUUCAGAACAUGUUACAAAGUCCAUGUCAUGGAACGGCUUCCAGUAUUUAUGUAUUAAGGGCAUCAAGAGUAAAAAAAUUAUCAAACUUUUUGUUGCCAUUGA
Messenger RNA from Mugil cephalus (flathead mullet), 3935 nucleotides. It is a transcript of the gene slc25a35, whose product is annotated as solute carrier family 25 member 35. Bases 868 to 1764 code for a protein of 298 amino acids. NCBI's taxonomy places the organism in Eukaryota, Metazoa, Chordata, Actinopteri, Mugiliformes, Mugilidae. The transcript is spliced from 5 exons. The record is from RefSeq and is a predicted model, not a curated record.